Molecule: messenger RNA, 3557 nt
Organism: Linum tenue
Lineage: Eukaryota; Viridiplantae; Streptophyta; Magnoliopsida; Malpighiales; Linaceae
Source: the annotation of a GenBank genome assembly
AAAAAAAAAAAAAAAGUUUCUGCCGCUGCCGUCCAAAUGCCGCUUUCUUCAAGACUGCUCUGUUUCUCCGUCUCGAAUCACUCCCCGUCACCCGACCACCGCCUCUACCGUACGUGUACUGCAAUGGGCGACUACUAGAACGACGACGUCAGCAGCUCCGGCUACCUCAACACAAAUUUAAAAUAGUACAGGUGGAAGAAGAAAAAAAAGGAGUAGCGUCCCUUUCCCUUCCAGUACUCAGAAAUUUCUUCCGCCAUUUCCAGAGGAGAAAAGAACAGUAGUGCAAAGGCAAAGCAGCGCUACUUCUCGUGAUUAGCAUUUCCUCCACCCCCCUACCAAAGUCUUUUACUCCUUCCUUCCCCAACCCUUUUUCUCUCUCUCUUCAUUCACUCUCCUCCUUCCUUCUCUCGUGCCCCCCCGCUCCGAACCCUAACCCUUUUACCCCAGCAACGCGUUGUUGUAGGCUUUGUAGCAUCUCCCCUUCCUCUCCUUUUGCCGUCUCUGUUCUCUGAUUGAGUUGCUCUCGAUCUCUGUGGCUUUCUGAUCGUCGAUCAGUCUUCAGGGAUUGGGUGCUUCAGUUUCAAGUGAAUGAAGUGUUCUCUCCUUUGUGGUUUAAGAUCAAGUGAUUAACGAGACAUUUGAAAGAAGUAUGACUUCGUCAUUGGUUACCAUCUUAGGUUGUCUUCAAGCUGCUUCUUUGGAGAUUGGGUAAUUUGAUUUUUGCUGAACCCACCAGCCCCUUUGUAGCAUCUGAUGAAUCCGCUCAAGAUGGAUCGAUUAUCAAGCACUUCGGAGAUUGUGGAAUCAACACCAGAAUUAAGUCUUGAAGUUAAGAUGGGGGAGAAAGGUGGAAACAGUUCCAUUCCGACUUCCAACAAGUACUCGAUAGAAGAUGACAUCAAUCGUCUUUUUGAAGCAAUAGACAUACGAAGGACUAAAGGUUCAUCCCAUGAAGGUGGCAGUGGCAGAGAUGCUCUGCUGAAGAAAGCCAUGAAGAGACCCAUGAGAGUGGGUUCACCUCAAGCAUCAGGGAUUGGCAUCUCAGAGUCGGUGAGUUUGAAGCAGGCUUUGCGGGGACUAUGCAUAUCUCAAGCAUCAGAGAUGGCUGCUAUGAAGCGAUUGUCGAGGCCAACAGGUUCAGCUAGGGCUUCAGAGGCAGGAUCCAGCAAAAUGUUAUACAGGACUGUUGUAGUCGAGGCCAAUAACUCAUCUGGUCUUACUCCUAGCAAAGGUGAUGGAAAGGUGGUGGAAGUCUCUCUUGUACCUGAAACAGACACAUCAAGCUGUUCUCAGAAUAUAGUUGAACUAUCACAGAUUGAUAAGGCAGGGUCAUCUGAUCAAAGUGCUGAUUCUUCCAAGUGCGAGAUAGCUCCAACAGGCUUUGUUAGCGAAGUGUCAAAGCUGGAAAUUGAGAGCCCUAGUGCUUUAGAUUCUUCAUCUUGUAAUGAGCAAGCCCAAAAUGUGGACGACACAAUUGUUUCAGACUCAAUCCAAAGUUCAGGAGAACAGUCUAAUGCUUUUCCUUCACCUUCACCUUCAGGUUCAAGUAACGGUAUAAUGGGAAUCUCUCCUGUUUGCAACACUACGAGAUUUAUAAAGCCAAUCUUCAGGAACAGGAGCUUUAUGAAGAAGAAAGGAAAGAAAGAUUCUGAAUUUGCUUCCAGUAGCUCCAAUUCACGUGACAUCAAGGUAGGCGACAAUGUGGAUCCUAGUAUUGGUAGUGCAACGGAAUACGGUGACAGAGCUUCCCCGGCAUCCAGUGGUAGCACCAGUAAUAGUAUCGAGUCCAGCUUCAGCACCGUGGACAAGAGUUCAAGUAAAAUGGGAUGCAACAGCUCUGGUUGUGGUGACAGAUCUAUUUCCAAAUUGACAAAAAUUGACGAGAGAUCCAUAUCAAGAGAAAAGGGUGAAUCUUUUUCCCAGAAUUCAAAGAGUAGUAGCAUUGGUGAAUAUAGUAGUAGUAGCACAAGUAUGAGUGUAGAUAGCAGUCUCAGUGGCUCGUCCUAUCAUAGUGGUUACAGGCCUCAUAUGUCAAAGGACUUGAGAUGGGAAGCCAUUCGACAGAUUCAAAGGCAGGAUGGAGUUUUAGCUUUGAGGCAUUUUAAAUUAAUCAAGAAGCUUGGUGGAGGCGAUAUUGGAUCUGUUUAUUUGGCUGAGCUUUCUGGUACUGAUUCCCGAUUCGCUCUCAAAGUAAUGGACAAUGAAUUUUUGGUGGGCAAGAAAAAGAUGCUGAGGGCCCAAACUGAGAGAGAGAUUCUGCAGAUGCUGGAUCAUCCGUUUCUUCCGACAUUGUACGCUCACUUUUUAUCAGAAAAGUUAUCUUGCUUGGUUAUGGAGUACUGUCCUGGUGGAGAUCUCCAUGUACUUCGGCAGAAGCAACCCGACAGAUGUUUCUCUGAACAUGCAACAAGGUUCUUCGUUGCCGAAGUACUCCUGGCCCUGGAGUACCUCCACAUGCUUGGAGUAGUAUAUAGAGAUCUCAAACCAGAAAACGUUCUAGUAAGAGAAGACGGCCAUAUAAUGCUCUCCGAUUUCGAUCUCUCGCUGAGGUGUGCUGUCAACCCAGUCUUACUUCAAUCCACAUCUCCAGAUAUCGAUCCCCCAAAGAAGACUUCAACAAGCCCAUCAUGCUCUGAAUCAAGCUGCAUUGACCCUUUCUGUCUCCGCCCAUCCUGGCAAGUCUCCUGCUUCACACCUCGUCUUCUCUCGGUCGCUGCUACAAGGUCCCGGAAGUCCUCGAAAUCAGACCUCAGCUCUCAUCAGGUCACCCCACUGCCUCAGCUGGUGGUGGAGCCCACGAGCGCACGUUCAAACUCCUUCGUCGGGACCCACGAGUACCUCGCUCCGGAGAUCAUCAAAUCCGAAGGUCAUGGCAGUGCUGUGGACUGGUGGACGUUCGGGAUCUUCCUCUUCGAGCUGUUGUAUGGCAGGACUCCUUUCAAAGGAUCGGGAAAUGAGGAGACGCUGUCGAAUGUGGUGUCGAGAAGCCUCAAGUUUCCACGUGGGCCAGUCGUCGGUUUUCAUGCACGGGACUUGAUCAGGGGACUUCUGGUGAAAGACCCCGAGAAUCGACUUGGUUCAGCUAGAGGUGCUGCGGAGAUCAAACAGCAUCCUUUCUUUGAAGGCCUGAACUGGGCUCUUAUUCGUUGUGCUAUACCUCCAGAGCUUCAGGGUUACUCUGAUGGUCGAACUAGUAGCAGUAAGUGUAAGGGUGCAGAAGAGAAUGGCGAGUUUGAUAUGUUCUAGCUGUUAUCCGAGGAAUGGCUUGCUUUUUUCAGAUGCUUGACCGUAACAGGUAUAUGUACAUUUUUCUUUCCUUUACCUAUACCUCCAAAUAUAUGGAUGUAAUAUAGUGUAAAUGUAGUUCCAGAACUUGGAUGUGUACAAGUUCCACACGAGUUUAGGUUUCGAGAGAGGAGGUUUACACAAGCGAAACUCAGUGCGAGUCUGUGACUGUGAUGCUGAUGUUUGUUUGGAGAUGAGUUAUAUUCUGGUUUUCCUUGCAGGCUCCUCAGUGUAAACUUCCUUCUGCUUCAUAUCAGUAAUGGAUUUACCUC